AUGUGGUUGUUGGACAAAAUUCACGCUGUAUUCGACGCUGGCCUUCACUACUUGAAACUCAUCGAGGAUCGACAGGUCGGCUGGUUAACUCUGGACCGCAAGUCAGGCGAUUUUAAACGCGAACAACAAAGCCUUUGGAAAAAGCUAAAGCUUUUGUUGUUGUUCAAUCCUGUAAUGGAAUGGAUUGAUCGGACGCAUGCUCUGCGUCUUUGGACGCACAAGAAAAACAUCUCAGCCGAUGCCGAACAGAAUUUUGCAGGACAACGAAUGGGCACGCCACAGUCCCAUGCUCAAAUUAAAGCUUUCGUUGAUUUUUACCAUAUUGACAUGGGCGCCUUCGAACCUUCGGAUCCUGAGAGCUAUCCUACUUUUGAGGAUUUCUUCGUUCGCAAAUUUGCGCCUAAUGCAAGGCCAAUUUUUGCGCGAGGGGACCCAACUAAAGCUAUCGCCGUGGCGGACUCACGAGCAGUUGUUUACCAGACCGUUGAGAAAACCCGGGCGCUGUGGAUCAAAGGGAGCCGAUUUACAAUUGAGAAUCUGAUCAAGGACGGUAAACGCAGUGACAAAUGGAGGAACGGCCCAGUCGCCAGUUUCAGACUCAGUCCACAAGACUAUCACCGAUACCACUCCCCAGUCAAGGGAAAGGUCAAGUGGUACAAACACAUUGCGGGCGACUACCUUCAGGUCGACCCAGUGGCGCUACAUAGCUCUGUCAAUAUUCUGACCGAGAACGCGAGAGGGUGCGUUUGCAUUGAAAGUGAAGACUUUGGCGAUGUGCUCUUCGUGGCAAUCGGUGCUACGGAUGUGGGGACUGUCGAGAUCCAUGACGAAAUAAAACAAAAAGGGCACUCUGUCCAAAAGGGCGAUGAGCUUGGUCUUUUUCAGUUCGGGGGGUCAAGCAUCAUUGUGGCUUUCGAGCAGGGUCGGAUCGAGUUUGAUGAUGAUCUUGAACGGUUCAGCAAUCAAGAAGUUAUGGUGGAUGUGGAGGUUGGAAUGAGUCUGGGCAAGGCAACCCGUCCUCGCGUACCCAAGCCGCGUUGA
Penicillium riverlandense is the source of this 1041-nucleotide messenger RNA. Its product is annotated as putative phosphatidylserine decarboxylase. Gene Ontology annotation, biological process: phospholipid biosynthetic process. The record is from RefSeq and is a predicted model, not a curated record. The coding region runs from base 1 to 1041 and encodes 346 amino acids. The transcript has 3 exons. Gene Ontology annotation, molecular function: phosphatidylserine decarboxylase activity. Lineage: Eukaryota; Fungi; Ascomycota; Eurotiomycetes; Eurotiales; Aspergillaceae.